UGUGCUUGCAUGUGUGUGUGUGUGUGUGUGCACAUCUAAUUAUCGGUUUCCAAUAAUCACCAAAACAGAAGCCGCCUGCUUGGAACCGUAACGAUUAUCGAUAAGCGUGGAAAAGUCAAUAAUAAUAGUACUACAGUGAAUAACCGUUACACAAUGAGUACAAUGCAAAUACGUCCACUGAAACCCGCCCUGCAGGCUAUUGCUAUCGAAGAGCUAAAUGAGGUGCCCCACCGGGUGGCAGAGGACAUUGCUGCUCUGCGGGAUUGGGUGCUGAAGCAGCCGCAUCUGCGCGCCUGCACCGAGGAUCAGUUUCUUUUGGCCUUUCUGCGCGGCACCAAAUUCAGCUUGGAGCGAGCCAAGCAAAAGUUCGAUCGAUUCUAUACGCUCCAAGCCUCCAUUCCGGAGGUGUUUAAUGAACGGCGAUUGGCCACGGAUCCUUUGGUGCUUGAGAUUAUACGAUCCGGCAUCUUGUUGCGCAUGCCACAGGACGAAGACGAUGCGGGUCCUUGUGUGACCAUUAUACGCGCUGGCAGCUACGACACUUCGAGAUUUAAAUUCCAGGACAUCAUUCGAGUUGGCUCCAUGUUUGGCGAAAUAAUGAUGUUCGAGGAUGAGAAUGCCACAGUUUCCGGCUAUGUCGAAGUGAUGGACAUGAAAGGCAUCACCGGAACACAUCUGUUUGCCCUGCAGCCGGAAUUGUUGCGCAAGUUCUCCGCGUAUGCGGAUGAAGCUAUGCCCACCAGACAGAAGGGCAUACAUUUCAUCAAUGUGCCGGCCGCUUUUGAGGCAGGCUUCAACACGUUGCGCUCCUUCUUUCCUGUUAAGAUCAAGAGUCGUAUCUCGGUGAGCUCCGAUCCGGAUGCCAUUUUUAACAUUGUGCCUCGCGAUUGUCUGCCGGUGGAAUACGGUGGAACUUUUGGCCUCAUGGAGGACAUUAGUCGCGACAUGGAAGCCAAGCUGAUGAGCUAUGAAUCCUACUUUGUGGCAUCGCAGCAUUUUGGCACCGAUGAAAAGCUUCGCGACUUUAGCAAUCCUCUAGAGGAUAAACGCUCCUCCUUUGGCGCUGUGGGUUCGUUUCGCAAGCUGGAAAUCGAUUGAUAAGCGAGGAUUAUUCCCACUCGCAUUGACAGACGGAUUAGCUUUUUAGCACACACCACGGUUAGGUUUAAGUUGUAAGUGUUUUAUCUUAUCGCAUUACCCGAAAUGGGUUUCAAAUGCUCUAUAAUAAGCAGUUAACAUUCUAUUGUCUUACCUAAUCUAUUGUUUAUUUUGAAUAUCUGCAAUUAUAAUUGCAGUUCGAUUGUGUCUAUAAAAAAUGUUAUUACUUUUCUAUAAUCUCUUUUGAUUCCGGAAUAUUUUUUUCAUUUUUAAAAGACUUAAGAAAUUGUAGAAAAUUGUAUAUGCAUUUUAAAUGUUUUUGAGAUGCAGAUAAACUUAUUUAUAAGAAAUAUUCAUUCCUAUAUAAUUUUGAUGACAAUUAAAAGCAGUUAACCUUGUAAAAUAAAAGAUAAUAAAAAAUAACUGAACAACAUCAACGACAAUUAAAAAGUCAGCUUAGUUUUUUGGUGUUUUUUUGUUUUUAUUUAUUUUGUUGAAUGUUUUGUUUUGGUUUAUUUUAGUUUAUCCAUUUUUGAUAUCAUUUUUACCAUUGAGCCAUUAAAUUGCUGGAUCUUUUACACUAAUAAUGAUGCCUCAACUAGGUGUGGUUGCUGUGGAGUUUUGGAGUUCGCUGUGGAGUUUUCUUUUUUUUGUAUUUCUCAUUUCAGUUUGUCAGCUAUGUGAACCCGAUGAUGAUCAUUAAUAAAUAUACACAUACAUAGAUUUGAAC
Drosophila sulfurigaster albostrigata is the source of this 1828-nucleotide messenger RNA. Its product is annotated as retinol-binding protein pinta. Gene Ontology annotation, cellular component: membrane. Gene Ontology annotation, molecular function: phosphatidylinositol bisphosphate binding. Lineage: Eukaryota; Metazoa; Arthropoda; Insecta; Diptera; Drosophilidae. The transcript has 4 exons. The record is from RefSeq and is a predicted model, not a curated record. Bases 154 to 1098 code for a protein of 314 amino acids.